UUUUCCCUUAUAGAUCAAUAAAACAGAUAUUACUCAAACUAGAAGAAAUGUCAUUUUGGUUUGGCAACAAUAUCUUGACGCUUUGAUUAAAUAUUAAGCUGUCGUCUUUAAAUCCUUGUCCUAACCAGAAAUCUUGUAAUUAUGAUUUUGUUGUACCUUAAUCUGUGCGCCUAAUCUUCCUCUUUUUUCGCAUACUGACAUGAACAUGACAUCUGGAGGAGUGGAAAGAUGGUUUUAAGAUUUAUGUAAGUCGGUUUAGAGCCAGCACUGACUGACUGACUGAUGCACUUGAGAUGGGGAGGAGUUACAGGGAGGCUGUGCGCUGCUGGUGCCUGCAUGAGCGCACAGUUACCCCUAAAUCCACGACCAAAUCCAUCAGGACGUCCCCUCUGUGACGUGCUGCGGGGGUGCCACAUGAGCAGGGGUCUUACAGGGGGGGAUACUUUAAAAGCCCCCUCUGAAGAUACUUCAUACCCACUGAGGACGACUCGCUGAACGGUGUGCGUCUUUUUGAGCAACUUUACCACCAGCCUCGACUUUGAUUUGAAACUUUACCAAACCCAAGAGCAAAAAAAAUAAUAAUAAUCUGGAAAAAAGUUUCACUUGAGUCAUUUUGAUUUUUUUUUAUUCUGUCGACAAAUGUGGCUUCUUGGAUCAUCUUCCCAAGUGAUGAUGAUGAUGGAUGAGCGCCUGUCUCCUUCUGCACGCGCCGUCCAGAGCCCGGGGGACAACCCCUCCACCAUCCACAGCAUAGAGGCCAUACUGGGAUUUAAAGAGGACACACUUUUCUACAAAUCAGCCUCCUAUAACAUGACGGAAAAAGCCUUGAUCAAAGAUGUAGAGCGCAACGGGAAUGUUCUUGUGACGCCGAUGAAGAAGAGUCACUCAUCAGAAAGUUUUGACAGUGUUUGCUGUGCCAGCAGCGCCGCUGAAGCCUCGCUGUGUCCCGACUCCCCGGACAGAGACGGGAAACUGUCCGACGACGACAACCCGAAGAAGAAACACCGUCGGAACCGGACUACAUUCACCACCUUCCAGUUGCACGAACUGGAGAGAGCCUUCGAAAAGUCUCAUUACCCGGACGUGUACAGUAGGGAGGAGCUGGCGCUUAAGGUCAACCUUCCUGAGGUCCGAGUCCAGGUUUGGUUCCAGAACCGACGUGCCAAGUGGCGUCGUCAGGAGAAGCUGGAGGUGAGCUCUAUCAAGCUCCAGGACACCUCCUCCUCCCUCCUCUCCUUCAGCCGCUCUCCCAGCAGCUCUCUGGGCUCCGGUCUGCAGCUGGACCCUUGGCUCUCCUCCCCCAUCACCUCAUCCACCUCCCUGCAAUCCCUCCCCGGAUUCAUCACGGGCUCACAGGGCCUCGCGGGCACUUACACCCCUUCUCCUCCUGCUUCCAUGCCCUCCUCCCUGUCGGCUUCCUUUCUCAGCUCCCCUGCUCUGGGACACAGCCCUCACCUGCCCCACAUGGGCUCCAUGUGCCCCCCACCCCCUGCCUACCCCUGCUCAGCUGACCCCAGGAACUCCAGUAUCGCCUCUCUGAGGAUGAAGGCCAAGGAACAUAUUCACGCUAUUGGGAAGACGUGGUGAUGCUGAGUGGAGGUGGCAUGGACAUUUAUACUCUGAAAAACGGACUUCUGCCUCAUGGUGACAGGAUCUUGGACAUUUUGAAGAGUCGAUUCUACAGUUAACAUGGAGGAUUCAAGUCAUGUUCAUCACUGAUAAGGAUAGCACUUUCCUCCAAGCCUCCCUUUUAAGAACUAAUAGGCAAUAUAAAUAUAAAUCAUCAAUGAAUGGUUGUCAACCUACUUUCAACAUCUUAGUCAAUAAAAUUGUUCUGAUUGUGUUUUUCAACAAUUCUAAUUCAUCAUACAUCAAGAUUUGAAUAUAUUGACACUUUUUUUUUACAGCUUAUCAUCACUAAAUCGGCAAUUUAAAUCAAAGUGAUACCUUUACAAAAUGUUUGACACAAACUGUGAAAGUCCUGUAAUGUCAAACUAAUGAACACCGAUGAUCUGAUGUUUUGUUAUCCUGUGUCUGACGUGUUUACUGUGCAGUUUUACAAUCAUUCAGCCUGCUGUCAUCCAUA
Molecule: messenger RNA, 2086 nt
Organism: Notolabrus celidotus (New Zealand spotty)
Lineage: Eukaryota; Metazoa; Chordata; Actinopteri; Labriformes; Labridae
Gene: rax
Product: retinal homeobox gene 3
Exons: 3
Coding region: 640-1587 (315 amino acids)
Biological process (GO): positive regulation of transcription by RNA polymerase II
Molecular function (GO): RNA polymerase II cis-regulatory region sequence-specific DNA binding; DNA-binding transcription factor activity, RNA polymerase II-specific
Source: RefSeq, a predicted model, not a curated record